AUGUACCUGAAAGAAAUGUGUGUCAUCGACUUUGACAUCAACCUUGCAACAUCCUACGAAUCGGUUCUCCGGUCUGUGCAGAGAACCCACUGGCGCGGGGCGCAAAUGUGCAGCGUAUGCAGCGAAUUUUACAUCAACCCAUGGCAACACGUCGUCUACACAAACAAGUCGUUCAUCCACCAUCACUACAAGUGCCGUAACCAUAGAUUGUACGACCCGUCGGGCACAUUGGACAUUGUGGCAAAGGAGAAGGAAAAGGUCUAA
This is a messenger RNA of Aphanomyces invadans, 264 nucleotides long. RefSeq lists its product as hypothetical. The record is from RefSeq and is a predicted model, not a curated record. The transcript is spliced from 2 exons. Bases 1 to 264 code for a protein of 87 amino acids. Lineage: Eukaryota; Oomycota; Saprolegniomycetes; Saprolegniales; Verrucalvaceae.